AUGACGACUGUAGCUGAAGGACCAAAGCUGACGACUGAGCGGGUGCCUAUUAAGAAUAAGGUCUGCUUGAUCGUCCACGAUGGAUGGGGAAUUGCGCCCAAGGAAGGGAUGGAGGGCAACGCCAUCGAAGCUGGCGAGACCCAUUUUAUGGAUACCAUCGCCAAGGACCACUCCUACCGCACCCUGCGAGCCAGCGGGACCGCGGUCGGGUUGAGCGAGGGGUUGAUGGGUAACAGCGAGGUUGGACAUUUGAACGUUGGCGCUGGGCGUGUUGUGUGGCAGGAUAUCGUCCGCAUCGACGUGGCGAUCAAGAAGAAGCAGUUCCACGAGAACCCGACUAUCCUCGAAGCGUGCAAACGCGCCAAGGAGGGAACUGGGCGAUUGCAUUUCCUCGGUUUGAUCUCCGACGGCGGCGUGCACUCACACAUCACGCACCUCUUUGCCCUCCUCGAGACCGCCAAGGAACAAGGCGUGCCAGAGGUGUACAUCCACUUCUUCGGCGACGGCCGCGACACCGCCCCGCGCUCCGCCACCAAAUACAUCCAGCAGCUCGGCGAGUUCACGGACGAGCACAAGGUCGGCGAGCUCGCGACCAUCAUCGGGCGGUACUACGCCAUGGACCGCGACAAGCGAUGGGAGAGGAUCAAGCUGGCGGUGUUGGGUUUGACGACGGGAAAGCCUGAGGAGGAGGGUAAGAGCUUUGAGAGUGUGCAGAAGGAGGAGGGGUGGAAGGGUGCUGUGACUGUUGUGGAUGAGAAUUAUAAGAAGGAUGUUACGGAUGAGUUUUUGAAGCCUAUUGUGGUGAAUGGGGAGAAGGGACGUGUUAGGGACGGGGAUACCCUGUUCUUCUUCAACUAUCGCAGCGAUCGUAUGCGCGAGAUCAGUAGUGUGUUUGGUGGGUUGGAGGAGAUUGAGGGUUUGACUGUGCCCAAGGAUCUCGGUAUCUUCACGAUGAGCCAGUACAAGAAGGAGUUCCCGUUCAAGGUUGCAUUCCCGCCUCAGGCAAUGACGAACGUGCUCGCCGAAUGGUUGGCCAAGAAGGGUCUCAGGCAGGCCCACGUUGCUGAAACCGAGAAAUACGCGCACGUCACGUUCUUCUUCAAUGGUGGUGUGGAGAAGCAGUUUGAGGGAGAGGAUAGGUUCAUGAUUCCUUCGCCCAAGGUUGCUACAUACGACCUCGAUCCCAAGAUGAGCGUCCAUGGUGUCGCUGAGAAGGUGGCGGAGUUGUUGGAUAAGAACGAGUAUGAUUUCGUGAUGUGUAACUUUGCUCCUCCUGAUAUGGUUGGCCAUACUGGUGUUUACGACGCUGCUGUGACUGCCAUCACUGAGACUGAUAAAGCUGUUGGCACGAUCUACAAGGCUGCGGAGAAGAAUGGGUACAUUUUGUUGAUUACUGCUGAUCAUGGGAAUGCGGAGCAGAUGAAAGACCCGAAGACGGGUAACCCCCAUACGGCUCACACGACCAACCCUGUUCCGUUCAUUAUGACUGGAAACCCCAAGGGCGAGAAGGGAGAUGCGAAGACGUUGAAGUUUGCUGAUUUGCCCGAAGCGAAGCCAGCAGGGGAGGACGAGGCUGAGGAUGAUUCGCCCGCGUUGGCUGAUGUUGCGCCUACGAUUUUGGAUGUGAUGGGGCUUGAUAAGCCUGAGGAUAUGAGUGGCAAGUCGUUGUUGGCUAAAGAUUAG
Coprinopsis cinerea okayama7#130 is the source of this 1683-nucleotide messenger RNA. RefSeq names its product phosphoglycerate mutase. The record is from RefSeq and is a predicted model, not a curated record. Gene Ontology annotation, biological process: glucose catabolic process. The transcript is spliced from 10 exons. Gene Ontology annotation, cellular component: cytoplasm. NCBI's taxonomy places the organism in Eukaryota, Fungi, Basidiomycota, Agaricomycetes, Agaricales, Psathyrellaceae. Gene Ontology annotation, molecular function: manganese ion binding. The coding region runs from base 1 to 1683 and encodes 560 amino acids.